This is a messenger RNA of Drosophila gunungcola (fruit fly), 5560 nucleotides long. RefSeq lists its product as uncharacterized. Bases 135 to 4880 code for a protein of 1581 amino acids. Gene Ontology annotation, molecular function: protein binding. The record is from RefSeq and is a predicted model, not a curated record. The transcript is spliced from 3 exons. NCBI's taxonomy places the organism in Eukaryota, Metazoa, Arthropoda, Insecta, Diptera, Drosophilidae.
UUCGGUCACACCAGAAGACGCAACAAUAUCCGAUAAAAACUUCGUUGUUCGUGUUUUUCAGCACAGCACAGAUUCAAUAAUUAUGCCGUAGGUGCGGCCAGCGAGGAUCAUCAGAUCAUCAGCAGCGCAGAGCGAUGGCCUACAUCAACAUCGCCGAAUGGACGCCCGACCAGGUCACCGACUGGAUCAAAGGUCUGGAUGAGUCCAUGAAGGGAUAUUUGUACGAGUUCUCCAAGCAGGAGAUCGGCGGCAGGGCCCUGCUCAACAUACGGCCAUAUGAGUUGGAGAAUCUGGGCAUGCUGCGCAUUGGCCACCAGGAGAUCGUCCUAGAGGCAGUGGAGAACCUGAGGAACUUUCACUAUCAUCUGAAAAACGACAAUCUGCAGUUUAUGGCUCUGCAUGUGGCCACUGCCGCGGGGAAUCUGCAUCGCGAGCUGGCGAGGAAUCAUGCGGAGAGCACCAAGAUCGAUACACGGAUACUGCACGACAUAACCAGGACAAUAGCCACCCUUAAACCGCUGGUGGGCAGUCUGGAGCGAACGCCGUUUAGGAAGCAGGAGAUGUACCGCGAGUACUGCGGCAAUGUGCUCAAAUGCGGCCUGGAACUGGCCACCAUUGCUCACAGGGAUCGCUUUGCCCUCCAGCCUGUGCCGGCGAUUCGCCAGACGGCAGAGCGACUGGAGAAUCUGGCCAAUUUCGUGAUCCAGGACAUUUCCGAUCCCAUGGUGCUGCAGCCCGCCUCCCUGAACUUGGUUACGCUCAAGAAACGCGAAUCCGAACUGGGUUUUAACAUAGAGUCCAGCUACAAUGGCAUACACCGCGUCACGGACAUCAAGUACAACUCGCCGGCUCAUAAUUCCGGAAAGAUUGAGGAUGGCGACGAGAUUGUGCAGAUCAACUAUCAAACUGUGGUCGGUUGGCAACAUCGCACUGUGCUGGAGCAUUUAAGGGAGGCCCUGCCCGACGUGGUGCUCACGGUGAAGAAGCGGCCCAAGCACACCAAGAUGUUUGGCCAGAUCUACAUGCAGCCUUACCGAUUGCCCAGCAAGAAGAGGAACAUGGCCGCUCGCUGGGCGGAGCAGAUGCCGAGUCCCAGGACAGCUUUCUUAACUCUGGACACAGAGCCAAUGGCAACGGGAGGAAUGGGAAUGGGAAUCGGAAUAGGAAGCACUGUGUCAGAUCCAACUAAAUCCCUAAGCAGCGAGAAGCGAGGAGAGGCGAUGAGCAUCAAGUCUACUGUCCAUCCAGUGUCAUCGGCUUCCGAUUCCGACUCUAGCUGCAGUGAUAUACCCACGCCCACGGAUCCCAAGUCGGCGGCCCGUGAGAUUCGAUUGUAUUACCCCAAACCGAGGGCCCUGCUCCAGCGCAGGAAUACGAUCUGCGGUGAGGAGUUCUUGAGCCUGAAACACUCGGAUCUGGUGGUGCCCUCUUGGCACGAAAGAAAGCCUGGCGUCGGCUCCUCGGUCAUCUCUGAUUCUGGGUCGCCCAGCAUCCGCGACAAGUCGAAAUCCUUUGGCUAUGGCCUGGAGAUUGCGCCUAGGCCCACCACUUGCAUUGGCCUUGCGGCAGGGGACAGCUCCAUUGACAACACCAAGCGGAUGUUCCACGAGGUGAGGAAGCUGAAGCAGCUGACGGAGGGUUCGCAGCGCGAAUUCCUCGCGGAUCGCUACAAGCCGGGCGUGAGCAAGGUGGUGCGCUUCGACUCCAAAGAGGACUAUGUGGUGAAGAACGAGAAGUUCACGUGCAAUGUGGAGAACACCAUACUGGAGACCUUCGAGCCGAUUCCCUUUGCUGACGAGGGCGACGAGGAUGCCCUGGAAACGCUGCGCAACUGCACGACGGAGAAUGCCGAGGAGCUGCUGGAGGCCAUAAAUCAGGCCAGUCGUGGCCAGGACUUGCCCCUGGCCGAGGCCAAAAAUAUGGCACUGCUGCAGCAGGCUGGUCGUCGUGGUCGCUUGGACAAGAGUCACAGUACGCCAGCGUAUGACAAUUCUGGCGAGGAAUCGGACACGCCGCCGGCGAUUGAACCCAGGAAGGAGUUCCUGUUGGUCACGCCACCGGCGCCUCCGCCGCGACCCCGAAAACAGACGCCAGUGGUGCCUCCGCCACCUCCAAAACCUGCCAGCAUGCAGGCAGCCAGUAGUGUGGCCAGCAUUCCCAUACCCAUACCCAUUCCCACAACGCCCAUCGAUCCCACGGAGAUCAGUGAGCUGCACACGCCCAGCAAAUCACGCACCUUGACCCUACGCAAGAAGCACAGCCUGAUGGCCAAGCGGAGGAACACAAACCUCAAGCUGCUAAGCACGGGCGACAUCCAGGGUCAUCUGUACAGGCGCAAGAAGAAUCACCAUGGCGUGACCUACUGGGCCAGAAUCUAUUUCGUAAUGCUAGACACGAUUCUGUAUGGAUUCAGCAGCAAGCAGAGCACCAGUGCCAGUCUGGUCAUCUUUCUGCCCGGAUUCACGGUCUCUUUGGCCAAGGAAGUGCACUCCAAGCCGCAUGCCUUCAAGGUUUACCACACGGCCAAGAGUUUUUACUUUGCGGCUGAGUCCCUGGAUGCUCUAAACCAGUGGGUGAACUUUUUGCGCCAGGCCUCGCUUAAGAUUCCGCCAAACACCGGAUCGAGCGGCAGUCAGAAUGCCAAGGAUCUGUAUUCGGAGAACGAGAGCUCGGGAGAGGAGUGCGAUGCCCUGGUGGCCAAGAACCUGAGCACGCCUUCGCCCCAGGGCAACAAGGAGGGGAUGUCUACGAUGCUACUUGGUGGAACUCCACCCUCCUCCGCCUCCUCCUCCUCGGCCGUGAUCAAACCAGAGCGUGGUUACCUCAACUCUUUGCGCAAAUUCACAAUGGGGCCUUUCAAGAACAGUGCGGCGAAACCGUCGAGCGAUAUACCCGUGCCCACUGAGAAUUAUCGGAGCUACACGAAGGUGCCUGGCGGAUAUCAUGGCCUCCAGAUUGGGGCCAAUACACCGGGCUACCAUGAUCCGGCCAUGCCGCCCACACAGAUUCCUCCUUUGGUUGGGCCCAAAUUAUCGCGCAGUUCGAGCAGAAGUUCAGUGGUAAGUGGUACUGAGUCAGCCGUCUCCUUUUCCGCCUCGAUUUUGGGUCCGCCCUCUUCACCGGCACCAACGCCCACGGCCACGCCCACGCCCACUCCCACGGCCACACCAACUUCGCUGCAACCCCAGAGCUCGGAUGAGAGUCCCAGCCAGAGCCAGAGUCAAAGUCCCAGCAGCAAAUCGAGUUUAAAGAAGGCGACGUUCAACUUUCUGCAUGCCUCGAAUCCGAAUUUGGUGGAAUUCGAUUUCCACACGUCAAAGGCGCUGCUGCCCAAAAUGAGUGGGGGCACCACAUUGGAUCAUGGCCACAACAUCCAGGGCUUUGUGACGCUGAAGGAUCUGAUGCUGCGCAAACAGGAGGAGGAGGCUCAGGAGAUGUACAACAAUCGGGUGCAUUUGGGCGUGGAGAAGCACAAGCAUGCGCGCACAGAAUCAACGGCCAGUCAGCAAAGUGCCAUGAGCAGUGCCAGCCAAGUGGCCAAACCGCUGGAGAAGCUGCCUAAGAUUCAGAGCGUGAGUCUGCCCAAGACGCCCGACUACGAGAUUAGCUUCAAGCCGGAUGACGAGAGUAUCAAGAGGACCAGGACCAAGGAGGGUCAGAAGCUGCGCGACUUUGGCUACGAGCUGAUAUGCGGGGAUGAGCCGAGCACUAGCUCUAGCAGCAGGCAGGAGCAACAUCAUCAUCACCAUCACCAGCAGCAUCUUCAUCAGCAGCAGCAGAUCCAUCAGCAGCAGCAGCACAAUCAGCAAACGCAGUCCAGCAGCAAAACCAAGCACUUUCUACGCUCCCAGCAGCUGCAGUUCUCCAGUUUUCUGCACAAGAGCUCCAGCAGUUCCAGCGCAGAUCAGAAGAAAGCCAAGGGCAAGUGGAGCAGCGAUCGGCGCUUUCCCUUCUCCAAGCACUCCAGCGGAUCCUCCGGAAGUGGCUGCAAUCCGGGCCAUGCAAUGACCAUGACUUUGCCGCUGAACAAGAAGUCCAAAUCGAAUCACGCUUUGGAUGGAGGAGCCGGUGGCAAUGGCAUGGCCAUUAUGGGCACUGGCAGCAGCAUUAAGAAGAGCCAGACUUACAAUCAGGAUUUGCGCGACAAGAUUGUGGGCACCAAGUAUGAUGCGCAUCGCAAGAACUCGGCUCCCGUUCCCAUCUUCUCGAAGCUCUCUAUUUCGGGCGGUACGCCGGUGAAGCCUUCGAAGGAGAAUCGUUUCCUGGGCUCGCCGCUCCUGCAUCGCACGCUCUUUGGACACCACCAUCAUCAGCAGCAGCAGCAGCAGGCGGCAAUGGUGACCCCACCGAGCAGUGCGGAUCCGGAUUGCGAUCAGGAGAUCUUCACCCAGAUCACCCUGCCCACGCACAAUCAGGCGGGGUAUAGAAGCUACAGGGGACCUGGCAUCAUGACCACCUCUACCACUAAUCUGUGCUCCUCCGAGGGCUUGCAGCCGCCUCUCCCACCAGCUCCGCCGCCUCCAAUCCUGGCUAGCCGAAAAGACAGGGAGGAGGAACCAUUGGAGGCGGCAGGGGCAGCGAUAUCGGAGAGUGCAGCCACCCCCAAGAUGUCCAGUUCGGGAUCUGUGGACUCGAAAGCGGCCACGCCGGAUUAUCCCAACAUGGAGUGUCCACCGGUUUUCGAACCGGAGAUUUACUCGCUCAGCGAUACCAGCUUGUCCCGCCUAAUGAUGCGGACGCCCAGUAGCAGUGCAGGAACCAGCAGCACCAACGCUUCCACCAGCAACAACAACAAUAACAACAGCAACACCAAUAACAACACCAACAAUACCAACAACACCAACAGCAGUCCCAGUGGCAGCGAACACCAUCCGAACUAAAAGAUGAGUGAUGAAAACUAUUGUGAAUGCUCGCGGGGAUUAGAACCCGCUUUACUUAUGUAAUUUAUACACAAGCAUAUAUAUUUAUAGUAUAUAUAUGUUAUAUAUAGCGAUAUUCUCGUACGAUAUAGGUAUACAAACUUGUUCAUUUUUAAUCGUCUUCCCUUGUCUGUCCACCAGCAACAAACAAACAAACAAACAACACCACGCAUACCUGCAAUCCAAUCCCUUCGAGUCGAGAGCCCCCACUUAGAUUGUAAAUGUUUAAUCUGCCUUAUUUGCAUUGUAUUUCGGUUCUAGGCAAAAUUGUUUACACACACACACAGAUGUAUAUGGUACUCACGCAAAUUAUUUAUAGCGAAAAAAAAAAACAAAAAAAAAAAGAAAUUGGAAGAUAACUUUAGAAGUCUGCGCAUCGAACGAAGAGAGGAGUAGUUCUUUAUGAUUUGCCUUUGUACGCGAUUAACCAAGUUAAUCCGAGCUGUUUGGCUUGCUCAACAGUUUGUGUCUAGAUUGCAUGUACUAUAUAUAUAUUAUUAUGCGAAACGAGAUAUUAUUGUAGCGCGGUUUCCAGCGACGCCAAUGGAGCCACAAAUGUUGUAGCGAAUAAACAAUAUAAAUAUACACACUUACACGAAAUAUACAUGCAUACGAAUAAAGUCAACUGUAUAUAAUGAAAA